This is a messenger RNA of Larimichthys crocea (large yellow croaker), 2586 nucleotides long. Its product is annotated as cell surface A33 antigen. The transcript has 7 exons. Gene Ontology annotation, cellular component: plasma membrane. Lineage: Eukaryota; Metazoa; Chordata; Actinopteri; Sciaenidae. The record is from RefSeq and is a predicted model, not a curated record. Bases 94 to 1500 code for a protein of 468 amino acids.
CCCUGAAGGUUAGGCGGACUCUCGCGCUCUUGGACAGAAAGCAUCAAUUUUAUUUUUUUUAUUGGCUGGACUUUUUUUAAUCCUCCUUCAACAAUGACGACAAAGAGUCAGCUUGGAUGGAGAAAGUUAUUUCUGAUCCUCACAGUACUUCCGUGCUGCCGAAAUGUGGAGGUUUCUAUCCCAGUGGCACAAUAUGAAGUUGCAAGAGGAGCUGAGAUUACAAUGACCUGUAACUUUGUCCCAGCCAGACCUGUCAGCGGCAUGUUCUUCCUCAGUUGGGAAGCUUUCCCUCUAAAUGAGGGUGAGGGUACAAUGCAAAGCGUGGGAACCUUCUAUAUUAAUGGUCAGAUCGACAUUGCACCUGUUUACGAAGGCAGAGCCUUUCUGGAGGUUGACAUGGACAGACAAUUGAGCACACUGCGCUUAACAAAGGUGACCAUGCAGGACAGCCGCCGUUACGAGUGCAGUGUCAAGAUUCAAGGUGAUGAUGAGGGAACGCCCUCUGCCUCCACUUCCCUGCUGGUUCUAGUGCCUCCCUCUAAACCAAUCUGCGAGAUUCAGGGAAGCGCAGAGUACUGGCAAGACAUCACCCUCACCUGCAGGUCUGAGGAGGGAUCCCCUCAACCUGCAUAUCAAUGGACGACUUUCAGCGUUGAAAACAGGCCCAGAGAUUUUCCACCGAAGGCAAACCAAAAGGAUGGAGUUCUGUCUCUCUUCAACAUCUCAAGAGAAACAUCUGGGUUCUUCAUUUGCACAUCAGAAAAUCGAAUCGGGUCUGCCAACUGCAACCUUACCUUAGCUGUGGUGCCUAGGAGCAUGAACAUUGGGUCCACUGCAGGUAUAAUUGGAGGAGUCAUCGCAGGUGUUGUGGUUCUGGGGAUUGUCAUUUUCUGUUGCUGCCGGAAAAAGGGCAAAAACAACGAGAAUGUUGAAAAUUCCCCUGGAGAGUUUUAUGACGAUGAUGGUCCUAAAGCUGGAGAGCCGUACCGGGAUGAGCCAAACGAGAUGAAGGACCUCAACCAAGACAAACCAAUUGUUGCUCAAAAGGAGUACACCGUAGUAACAGCUAAACAUUUUGAGGAUGAUCAACACAGUUAUAAUAGUGGUAAGGAAAGGCAUGAUGGCAAGGGCAGUGAUAUUGAUUCUCAACGUUACCGCGAUGGUACCAUGAAGGAUGAUUACUAUCGCGGAAGUCGCGAUAAACUCGAAGAUCAGCGUGAUCGUUACGGUGGAAGUCGCGACAGGCUUGAGGAUCAGCGCGAUCGUUACGGUGGAAGUCGCGACAGGCUCGAGGAUCAACGCAAUCGUUACGGUGGUAGUCGCGACAGGCUCGAGGAUCAGCGCGAUCGUUACGGUGGAAGUCGCGAUAGGCUCGAGGACCAACGCGAUCGUUACGGUGGAAGUCGCGAUCGUUAUGGUGGCAGUCGCGAACACCUUGAUGAGCACAGCGAUCGCCAUCGAAGCAGCCGUGAUCACAUCGAAUACAUCGAUCAGUACUGAAACUGAUACGAAUAAGUUGUGUUACUGAAUGUUAUUUUAAUGCCAACAGCAACAUUUAUUUGCGCAUCCUCGCAAAUUUUUUAUAUCGAACCUGGCAUUCAAAUUAUAGUCUCAUUAGUCUGGGGAACUGAGGAAAUAAAGGCCAUUAUUUGAGAAUGAAGAGUAGGCAGCUUGUUACUAAACUGUUUCAGGUCUGAUUGCCAAGGUACUGUAGCUUGGACUUCUAUUGCCUGCUCAAGCAAAUCCACGAAUCUACUUUUUAUUAGGUUUUACAAUUCAGAGCACAACUUUAGAUCCCAUUGAUAACGCUGUAUGUUCCAGAUUUUUGAUAUGACUUUUUAAAAUAUCCACUAAUAAGAAACCCAAGAUGGUUUUUAAUGCCCAGAAGUCCCCGUAUUGGGUGCCAUCGUAGUUUCAUCAUAUCAACUUUGACGUAUCACAAAGAGUCUCUCUACAGUUGAGUAGGAAAGCAUUAAACAAAUUACUCAAUAUUCAACUUUCAUUGAAGGAAGUUGAGGUGCUGUCAACAUAUAUAUAUAUGUUGCAGGCUACGUUAAAUAUAUCAUUUAACGUUGCCUGCAGGGUAAAAUCAAUAAUACACUGAAAAUUCAAUUUCUUCUAAUGUUAAGUACAGAAAAUGUGUUUGUAAAUCCUUUUCAGCAUUGCUAUUGAUAUCAAUGUUGAUACUGUUUGUUUGUUUGUUUGUUUCAUGAACACAUUGUUUCAGGCAGGAACAGGUUUUUUUUGUCACUCCACCAUGUAAAAUGUGUACAUUAUUUUUGAUGGUAAGUCUUUUUAACCUUGAUUAAAGAUUAGAUACAUGAUAGAUUAAAACUAAUGAAGAUUGUUCUGUUGUGCGUCAGCUGAACCUGAGCUAUAAAUCAACAUCUAUUUUAAAACCUAUGUUUAAUGUGUGUGGGAGGGAAAGUAUUUGUUUUGUUGAAACUGAAUCAUUUGUAACAUCUUUGCAACUUUUUUUUGUUCAUGUUUUUGUGUGAUAAAUGAUAAAUGUGAGAAUUCUUUUUUAUGAAGCUAAAUCAAAUCAAGUUCAAUAAAGACUGUUGGUCAACUGUUUGUGAUUCCACA